AUGGAACCCAGAGAAGCUUCUCACGCGGGCUCGUGGUACUCGGACAAUCGACGUCAUCUAACUCGUCAGUUGGACCAAUGGUUGGGUCAGGUUCCUGAUAAGAUCCAGGGUAUAGGGCGCUUGCCUGUGCCUGGUGCUCGUGUUGUUAUUGCUCCACAUGCGGGAUAUGCGUAUUCAGGACCUUGUGCUGCUUAUGCGUACAAAGCGUUGGACUUGUCGAAGGCUCAACGCAUCUUCGUCCUUGGACCAUCGCACCACCACUACCUCUCGACUCUGGCUCUUCCGCAGCUAACCUCCUACUAUACCCCUCUCUCCGAUCAUCCUCUCCUGCUGGACACCGAGCUCAUCACCAAGCUCCUGGCAACCAAAGCCACCAUGCCUGACGGAACAACCGUCAGCUUCAGAACUAUGACACGGUCGAUCGACGAAGACGAGCACAGCAUCGAACUUCAUCUCCCCUACAUCCAUCGUCUCCUCCAACUCCAGCACCCUGACCCCUCGCAAUACCCCCCUCUCGUCCCGAUCAUGGUUGGAGCCACUCCCGCCGCGACGGAACACGCCUUUGGAACCCUCCUGGCUCCGUACCUGGCUGACCCGUCGAAUGCCUUCGUCAUCAGUUCCGACUUCUGCCACUGGGGUCUUCGCUUCCGGUACACGUACUACGUGCCACAAGCACCGAAACCAGGACCCCGUCUUCCGCUGUCCAGCGACGCCCUGCCACAGCCAGGAGCUGACUCCGCACACAUCGAAGACAAACUGGAGAUGGUCUCAGCGGGCCGGAUGCUACAACGCCGGGACAAGAUCCAGAAGCACGAGCCUGCUAUCCACGAAAGUAUCUCUGCGUUCGACACUGCGACUAUGGCGGCUAUUACUACGGGAGAUACGGAGAAGUUCCUGGAAACGAUCCAGACAACAGGGAAUACGGUGUGUGGACGACAUCCGAUUGGGGUGAUUAUGGCUGCGAUUGAAAAAUUGACGGGUGGGAAGGGCGAGCGGGGGAAGUUCCAUUUUGUGAGGUACGAGCGUAGUUCAGAUGCGGUUGAGGUGUCGGAUAGUUCUGUGAGUUAUGUGUCUGCGUUUGCCGUGCUGUAG
Aspergillus chevalieri is the source of this 1092-nucleotide messenger RNA. Its product is annotated as protein MEMO1. Bases 1 to 1092 code for a protein of 363 amino acids. The transcript is spliced from 3 exons. Lineage: Eukaryota; Fungi; Ascomycota; Eurotiomycetes; Eurotiales; Aspergillaceae. The record is from RefSeq and is a predicted model, not a curated record.